CCAUUUUCCAGUAGCAAGUAUCGGGUCUGGUCUGGGUAGGAGACAAUAGCUCCCAAUUCGUUGAAUAUAUACCCCUUGAAAAAAAGAAAAAGUUAGGGUUUCACCAAAAUCAACCGAUCUUGUCUUUUUCUUAUAAAGCUCUGCAAGUAAUUCUUCUUUAUUCUGUUCGUCGAUCAUGGCUAUGGAGUGUAUAACAGAGUUUCCUCACAAUCAUAUGGAUCGCCGUCCUCGUAAAAGACUAAGGCUGUUAGGUUGGGAUGUUCUUCCUUCUGCGACGUCUGAGGCUCAGAUAGGAAUAAUAUGUGCGCACGAAGUUGGAAAUGUUACGAGCUUUGUUCCUUCAGACCACACUACUAGUUCUUCUCUAUUUGGAAAGGGUGUUGUUCGAAAUGGUUCUCCUCCAUGGAGAGAUGAUGAUAAAGAUGGGCAUUACGUGUUUGCAAUUGGAGAUAAUUUAACUGCUCGCUACAAGAUACACAGCAAGAUGGGUGAAGGAACCUUUGGGCAGGUUUUGGAAUGCUGGGAUAAAGAUAGGAACGAAAUGGUGGCUGUCAAAAUCAUCCGUUCUAUUAAGAAGUAUCGUGAGGCAGCAAUGAUAGAAGUUGAUGUUCUUGAGAAGCUUGCUAGACACGAUAAAAAUGGGAUCAAUUGUGUGCAAAUACGUAGCUGGUUUGACUAUCGUAACCAUAUAUGUAUUGUAUUUGAGAAGCUUGGUCCAAGCUUAUACGAUUUUCUCCGGAAAAACAAUUAUCGCUCAUUUCCUAUUGAUCUAGUCCGUGAACUUGGAAGACAGCUUUUGGAAUCUAUAGCAUUUAUGCAUGAUUUGCAUCUUGUCCAUACCGACUUGAAGCCUGAGAACAUACUUCUUGUGUCGCCAGAGUAUGUAAAGGUGCCGGAUUUGAAGAAGGUUUCUUCUCGAUCGCCCAAAGAUGGAUCCUAUUACAAGAGGUUGCCAAAAUCAAGUGCUAUCAAGGUUAUUGAUUUUGGCAGUGCAACUUAUGAUCGUCGUGAUCACAGUUAUAUUGUAUCUACACGGCACUACCGUGCUCCUGAGGUUAUUCUUGGACUUGGAUGGAGUUACCCUUGUGAUAUUUGGAGUAUAGGUUGUAUCUUAAUUGAGCUCUGCUCGGGAGAGACAAUGUUUAAGACACAUGAGAACUUAGAGCAUCUGGCCAUGAUGGAGAGGGUAUUGGGGUCAAUACCAAGUCACAUGUUGAAGACAGUUGGAUAUCAUGCUGAGAAAUACAUAAGAAAGGGAAGAUUGAAUUGGCCUGAGGGUGUGACAUCCCGGGAAAGCAUUAAAGCUGUUUCGAAGUUGCCACGUUUACCGAACCUAGUGAUGGAUCAUGUUGACCACUCGGCUGGUAAUCUAAUAGGACUGUUGCAAGGUCUCCUCACAUUUGAUCCUUUGGAUAGAAUGACUGCUCGAGAAGCGCUUAGGCAUCCUUUCUUCACACGAGAGCGUCAAAGAAUAUCUCAAGCUUUUUAACAACCAAGCGUCAAAGAAUAUCUCAAGCUUUUUAACAACCAAGUCGAGCAUUGCACGAAUUUACCUUGUACAUGGAACUUAUUUUGUAUCAAUUGUAUUUGUUUCCGAGGAUGCACUAUGUUUGCGUUACAAGGAUUUCUAUUGUAGUUUGCCUUUACAAAAAAGUAAAACUUAUUUCCACAUCAAUAACAGUUGGAGAACUUUCAGAACUGUAGCCACAAUUUUUCGUCUGUAUCAAGGAACUGUGUUUUCUGUUUCUGGG
Messenger RNA from Papaver somniferum (opium poppy), 1751 nucleotides. RefSeq names its product serine/threonine-protein kinase AFC2-like. NCBI's taxonomy places the organism in Eukaryota, Viridiplantae, Streptophyta, Magnoliopsida, Ranunculales, Papaveraceae. Gene Ontology annotation, molecular function: protein kinase activity; ATP binding. Bases 176 to 1489 code for a protein of 437 amino acids. The record is from RefSeq and is a predicted model, not a curated record. The transcript has 12 exons. Gene Ontology annotation, biological process: protein phosphorylation. Gene Ontology annotation, cellular component: nucleus.